This is a messenger RNA of Morone saxatilis (striped sea-bass), 1605 nucleotides long. It is a transcript of the gene hes4, whose product is annotated as hairy-related 9. Gene Ontology annotation, molecular function: RNA polymerase II cis-regulatory region sequence-specific DNA binding; DNA-binding transcription factor activity, RNA polymerase II-specific; protein dimerization activity. Bases 275 to 1150 code for a protein of 291 amino acids. The transcript has 4 exons. Gene Ontology annotation, biological process: anterior/posterior pattern specification; regulation of transcription by RNA polymerase II; regulation of neurogenesis. Gene Ontology annotation, cellular component: nucleus. NCBI's taxonomy places the organism in Eukaryota, Metazoa, Chordata, Actinopteri, Moronidae. The record is from RefSeq and is a predicted model, not a curated record.
AGUCGUCUAUAAGUACGGCCGCGGCGUGUGUCGGCGGCAGAAGCGGAGAGUCGCCCCGCACGGUGCAACGCACGCUCCUGUACUCACAUGACAGCUCAGUGAUAACAUACAGCAAACUGAUCGGUGGGACUGUCAGACAUCUCUUAUAAGCUCUGCAGUGGCUCAACGUGAUUGUUUUUGAAACAUCUCCAGAGUGUUUCAAUCUUUUUUUCCCCUUUUCCGUCGCUUGCAAAGAGGAUUUACUUCUUUACGCUUUUACCUGGUUUGAUCCACAAUGCCAGCUGACACUAUGGAAAAGCAGACGGCAUCUCCUAUUGCCGGAGCCCCUGCAAACGGAUCACACACACCGGACAAACCGAAAAAUGCCAGCGAGCAUAGAAAAUCAUCCAAACCGAUCAUGGAAAAACGCCGGAGAGCGAGAAUAAACGAAAGCCUCGGGCAGCUCAAGACUCUCAUCCUGGACGCACUUAAAAAAGAUAGCUCCAGACACUCCAAGCUGGAGAAAGCAGACAUCCUGGAGAUGACAGUGAAGCACUUGAGGAACCUGCAGCGCGUACAGAUGAGCGCAGCGCUCUCAGCAGAUGCCACCGUCCUGAGCAAAUACAGAGCCGGAUUCAACGAGUGCAUGAACGAGGUCACCCGCUUCCUGUCCACCUCUGAGGGGGUGAACACGGAGGUGAGGUCGAGGCUCCUCAACCACCUGUCCAGCUGCAUGGGCCAGAUGAUGUCCAUGAACUACCCGCAGCAGGCCGCGUCCCAGCAGGCGCACCUGGCUCAGCCCCUCCAUGUGCAGCUCCCAUCCACUCUGCCCAUCAGCAGCGCCGCUAUGAGCUCCAAACUCAGCCCCGCCGAGGCCGUCUCCCCGAAGGUCUUUGGUGGGUUCCAGCUGGUGCCCGCAACCGAUGGACAGUUCGCUUUCUUGAUCCCUAACCCGGCCUUUGCCUCCGCUACAGCCCCUGUCAUCCCACUUUACGCAAACGCAGGAGUGCCUGUUGCGCUCAACGCCAGUCCGGUGCAUGGCAGCUCGGCACCGACUGCGGCUUCUCCGGUCCACGGCAUGACGUCCUUCUCCGGGGGAUCCCAAGCGGUCAGCCCGGUCGGGGUCAGCACCGGCUCGGAGAGCAACGAGCCUGUGUGGCGGCCUUGGUAGCGCGAGGGACAAGAGACUCACGAGAAACCAGUUUGCAUUACUUUUUCCAGUUUAGACAUUUAACUGACUGCACGCACAGCUGUUGCGGGGGUUAAACCUGGAACUUUUCCGCUACGGGACGGUAACUCUAACCACUUAAUGCCCCCCCCAGUAGUUGUCAUUGUUUCGUUUAAUGGAACAUCGGUUGCCUUGAAUGGCACAUGGUUUUUAUAAUUUAUCGCCUGAUUCCAACAUUUGGAUGUCGGUGAUAAAUGCUGUACAUGCAGAGGAAGAUUUAUAGGAAAUGUUUGUUAUGAAGUACUUUUUAUGAAAAGGUUUAGUUUUGUACAGAGUUGUUAUUGAUUGUUAUACCAAAGCUGUGUUUUAUAUUCUUUGUUGUUUUGUGUUGAAAAGAAAAAAAAAACUGAAGUUGGGUGAUGGCCCAUUGUUUGAAUAAACGAGAUUUCAGAAAUUAA